CAUGCAGCAGAACUAUGAGAAUGUGACCUCGCUGGGGUUUCUAGUUUUCCAACAUGAUGUGAUCUCUCAGUUGGAACAAGGGGGAGAGCCAUGGGUCCCAGACCUCCAGGGUUCAGAGGAAAGAGAAAUCCUGAGAUCUCCCUGCACAGGUGAUGCAAUGGCAUGUGAGAACGAGGAGCAGAAUUCUCAGCCUGAAAAUGUUGAGCCAGUGGGUAAAGACAGAGCAUUAUCGCAAAGAUCGAAAAGGAAUGUGUCCAGGAGUCAUGAGGAGGGAAAAUCCUGGGAGAUUCAUCAUAGACCAGAAACAGAUCAAGGAAACCAGCCAGGGGAGAAAGUGGAUAAAUUUAUUUCCUCUUGGGGAACUCAGAAGGUCCUCAUGGAAGCCACAACACAGCAGGAUUUGCUGAGGCGAAAAAGAAAAAAUACAUGCAGUGGUUGUGGAAAAACCUCUCGCACCUCAGCCCUUUCUGUACGUCAGAGAAUCUACACGCAGGAGAGACCCUACAAAUGCAGUGAGUGUGGGAAAACCUUCAGUCGCAGCCCCCACCUUAUUAGUCAUCAAACAAUCCACAGAGGAGAGAGGCCCUAUGAAUGCAGUGAAUGUGGGAAAAACUUCACUCGCAGAUCAGCCCUUUCUGUUCAUCGGAGAAUCCACACAGGGGAGAGGCCCUAUGAAUGCAGUGAUUGUGGGAAAAGCUUCAUUAGCAUCUCACAUUUUUCUAAACAUCAGAGAAUCCACACAGAUGAGAAGCCCUAUAAAUGCAGUGAUUGUGGGAGAACCUUCAGUCGCAGAUCGGCCCUUUCUGUUCAUUUGCGGAUCCACACAGGGGAGAGGCCCUAUGAAUGCAGUGAUUGUGGGAAAAGCUUCAAUCGCAGUUCGCACCUUAUUAGGCAUCAAAAAAUCCACAGAGGAGAGAGGCCCUUUGAAUGCCACGAGUGUGGGAAAAGCUUCACUCACAGAUCAGCCCUUUCUAGACAUCAGAGAAUCCACACAGGGGAAUAA
Messenger RNA from Gopherus evgoodei (Goodes thornscrub tortoise), 1003 nucleotides. Its product is annotated as zinc finger protein 239-like. Gene Ontology annotation, molecular function: RNA polymerase II cis-regulatory region sequence-specific DNA binding; DNA-binding transcription factor activity, RNA polymerase II-specific. NCBI's taxonomy places the organism in Eukaryota, Metazoa, Chordata, Testudines, Testudinidae. The record is from RefSeq and is a predicted model, not a curated record. The transcript is spliced from 4 exons. Gene Ontology annotation, biological process: regulation of transcription by RNA polymerase II. Bases 2 to 1003 code for a protein of 333 amino acids.